AUGUUCAAUGAACUUAUCCAGGCCGCAGAACCUUUUUUAAACGCGGCGCAAGAAACGCUACCCGAGAAUGCAUCCGUCGAAGUAGAAGUAUUCAACCAAUUACCUCCAAUAGAAGUAGACACUAGAUUGGUUGUACCGGCCAAUACGAAUCUACGAAAUAUUGUGAGAACCGGGACAAUAUCAUUUUCUGUAGCACCAACCACGGAAGAAAGUGGCCAGGGGCCUUUAUUCGCCCAAAGAGAGGACUGGGGAGGCCAGUCGGAGAGCACGGAGGAUUCAUUCGAGGUCGGAGUUCUAUUAGAGCCUUGGCCCGUGAACCACAAUGUUGGUUUGGAAUCUUCGAUGAUCAAUCAAAUACGGGCCAUGGAAAAUGCUAAUAGCCCAUUUCUCCUUGAUAAAGAAAAAAGGGUCUAUUGGUCGGAGAUCAAGGAGGCUCUCGACAAUUGUUCCUCGCAGAAAGACUAUAAUAGAUUUGUAGAGUUCGCAAAUAGAGAUCAUCAGAUCCGGGAGCGGAAACAGGACACUUAUGGCAUUUUUGAAGAAAUGCUUGCCCAAAAUCCUACCUUGGCAGAAAAUGCAGCCUACAACCCCCACGAAUGUUUUAUAGACUUUCUCAAUGAGAUGAGAGAAGAACUUGACGAAGAGGGGGGCGAUGUAUUAGUGAGAGACCAAAAGGAAAUGGCCUUUUUACAUGGCCUUGGCCAGGAUCUACGAAGGGCUGGCUCAAACUCGUCCUAUAUAAAACGAAUACUCGGGACAGGCUGA
Messenger RNA from Striga asiatica, 765 nucleotides. NCBI's taxonomy places the organism in Eukaryota, Viridiplantae, Streptophyta, Magnoliopsida, Lamiales, Orobanchaceae. The record is from the annotation of a GenBank genome assembly.